AUGUUCGAUGCUGGGUCUACCCUCCGCAUCCGCGACACGCCGACGUUGCUCAUAGGGAUCUCCGCGCACCUAACGCAAUGGAGCCGCAUCUCAUGGGCAUCCCUGGGACCCCAGAAAACUCCACAAUCGGUUGUGAUGUUUCACCACAGUACAUAUCUUGACACCAGCGUCGGGCAUGACGACGGGCGGCACCUGGUGAAAAAGGAGCUUCGCACCCGCGACGGCAAGCGCUACACGUGGACCCUUCUAGUCCUCACCUGGGACGGGCAAGACGAUGCGGUCGAGGUUUCUCAUCAACACCCUGGUGGAGCAGAGAAUUGGCUAAAAUAUGUUGGGGACGGGUCCAAGGAAUUGGGGCGCAUGGGGGAAUAG
This is a messenger RNA of Rhodofomes roseus, 372 nucleotides long. RefSeq lists its product as uncharacterized. NCBI's taxonomy places the organism in Eukaryota, Fungi, Basidiomycota, Agaricomycetes, Polyporales, Fomitopsidaceae. Bases 1 to 372 code for a protein of 123 amino acids. The record is from RefSeq and is a predicted model, not a curated record. The transcript is spliced from 2 exons.